CCUUACAUCUCUUUUUUACACCAUCACCCAAAACACACAUAUAAAAACACUCCUUACUUAACUCCCACUUUUUUCACUUCCAAUUCUAUACACUACUAUAUAUUUAUAUUUAUAUAUAUAUAUAUAUAUAUAUAUACGUAAAUGGAACUUUCCGAUGCUUCUUCGUCUUCCCAUCGUUCCACUCUUUCUGACGACGAGCUUCUUCUGGCGUCGCGAUACCCGAAGAAGCGAGCGGGGAGAAAGAAGUUUAAAGAAACUCGUCAUCCUAUCUACCGUGGUGUGCGACUGAGGAAUUCAGGAAAGUGGGUUUGUGAAGUUAGAGAGCCUAAUAAGAAGACUAGGAUUUGGCUUGGAACUUUCCCCACCGCUGAGAUGGCUGCUCGAGCUCAUGAUGUUGCUGCCAUCGCUCUUAGGGGAAGAUCUGCUUGUCUUAAUUUUGCUGACUCUGCUUCCACGCUUCACAUUCCGGCUAGUGUUGAUCCUAAGGAUAUUCAGAGGGCUGCGGCGGAGGCUGCGGAGGCAUUCCGGCCGCCGGAUGAUCAUGAGUACUUGAGGCCGGCGGUGGUGGAAGAAGGGUUUUAUUUGGAUGAGGAAGUGGAGUUUGGGAUGCCCGGGUUGUUGACGGAUAUGGCGGAGGCAAUGCUGUUGCCGCCGCCCAAUUGUGUGGGGAAUUACGACAACGACCACUUUGGGGCUAAUUCUAUGGAUUUUGAUGCCGACAUGUCGUUGUGGAGUUACUCCAUUUGAUGAUCAUACACGUCUAUUUAAUUGACGUGUAACUUAGGAGUAAUCUGGGGGGUUUUCCCCCAUCAUCUUUCUUGGUGUCAAACUGCCAAAGCCAAAGUGCUUAAGGAAGAACAAAAAAGAUUAAUAAUUAUUAUCUCUUAAAUUAAAAAUUAAAACAAAAUAAAUAAAUAAAUAAAUACAUAUAAAGUUUCUGUCUGUAAAUUUGUUAAUAAGAGAGUUUUUUUUUUCUCUCUCUUUUUCUUUUCUUUCAUUUCCUUUUUGCUAUAACUGUUGAAAGAAAAGAGCAAAACAAAACCACUCAAGUAAAACACAUAAUUGCCCUUUUAUUGCCCUUUUACGGUUAACAUAGGAGAAAAACCAUGGAUAUCCCUUCUUUGUUGGUUGGAUCAUGUUACUAUAUAAAGUGAAGAUUCAUAAGGUUCGAAACCAAUCUCAACCAAGAAGGAAUAAAUGCCAGUUUUGAUGACAUUGGACUCUUUUGCAAGUAAUUAAGAGUCCAUUAGUUUACCCAAAAAGAAUGAAUAGCAGUUUCGAUGGCGUUGGAGAUUAUUUAGUGAGUAAUCAAGAGUCCAUUAGAUUGAGUAAUCUUAUUCCCCAAAGUGUGUCAAAAUUUGUACUUGGCAGGGAGAAGUUUUGUUCUCACCUAGUAUCUGUAUUUUGUACCUAAUAAUUUAUAUAUUCUAUAUAUUAUCCUAA
Cucumis melo (muskmelon) is the source of this 1443-nucleotide messenger RNA. Its product is annotated as dehydration-responsive element-binding protein 1D-like. Gene Ontology annotation, molecular function: DNA-binding transcription factor activity; DNA binding. Bases 142 to 747 code for a protein of 201 amino acids. The record is from RefSeq and is a predicted model, not a curated record. The transcript has a single exon. NCBI's taxonomy places the organism in Eukaryota, Viridiplantae, Streptophyta, Magnoliopsida, Cucurbitales, Cucurbitaceae. Gene Ontology annotation, biological process: regulation of DNA-templated transcription.